UUCCCCCUUUCUUCUUGGAGUCCUUUCCUUAACAUACCUACACCAUUUCUAUCUAUAAAUACAUACUCAAUCAAUCACCAUGGAUCACCAACAAAACAGAGCUUCUAACUACAGCCAUGGAUUUGGAAGCAGCCGCCGAUAUCUUUGUCCUACCAUUCCUUGGUCAAGGUCAUCUCUUCCCAGCUAUGGAGCUCUGCAAGAAUCUCUCUUCUCAUCGUUACAAUGUUACCCUCAUCAUCCCUUCUCACCUUUCCUCAUCUAUACCCUCCACCUUUACCAACCACUCCUCUUUUAUUCAUGUCGUCGAAAUCUCCGUCUCGUCGCCACCGGAGACGGCCGACGAACCCGGAUCUGGAAAAAAGGAGGUUCCGCCACCAGCUCCUAUGGGGAACCCGCUUCACAAUCAGAACAUACAGAUGGGUGAAGGAAUCAAGUCGUUCUUGUCCACAGGAUCCGGAGUCCGACCCACGUGUGUUGUGAUUGACGUCAUGAUGAGCUGGAGCAAGGAGAUUUUCGUAAAUCACGAGGUCCCGGUGGUGUCUUUCUUCACUUCCGGCGCAAUCGCAUCCACCAUGGAUUACGGGAAGUGGAAGGCACAGGUAGGAGACAUGAAGCCAGGUGAGAUCCGAGUGAUUCCCGGCUUGCCUACACAAAUGGCUGUGACUUUUGCAGAUCUAAGCAGAGGUCCCCGAGGAAAACCACAACGAUCGAACCGGCCUGCCGAUGGAAACACCGGACCGCCUAGUGGAUUUAGGGGCCGUGGUCCGCCUACACCAGGCCAGAAGCCACGUUGGCUGGACGAGGUGGAUGGCUCGGUGGCCUUGCUCAUCAACACCUGUGAUCAUCUUGAACGUUUAUUCAUCGAUUACCUCGCUGAACAAACCAAGCUUCCGGUCUGGGGCGUCGGGCCACUGCUACCGGAACAGUUUUGGAAAUCAGCUGGUUCAAUCCUCCAUGAUCACGACAUGAGAUCAAACCACAAAUCCAAUUACACAGAAGAUGAGGUGAUCCAAUGGUUGGAAUCAAAGCCAUAUGGAUCCGUAAUCUAUAUCUCAUUUGGGAGUGAGGUUGGACCCUCGAUUGAAGAGUACAAAGAACUAGCCAAAUCGUUGGAAGAAUCAAAGCAGCCAUUCAUUUGGGUGAUCCAGCCAGGUUCCGGUAAAUCCGGCGUUCCACGAUCCUUCCUUGGGGGAGCUCAUACUGACACCGAAGAAGAAGAUGAAGAAGAAGGAUACUAUCCUGAAGGGUUAGACGUGAAAGUCGGGAAGAGAGGUUUGAUCAUCACGGGAUGGGCACCACAGCUGCUGAUUCUGAGCCACCCAUCUACCGGCGGCUUCUUAUCACAUUGUGGGUGGAACUCAACCGUGGAGGCCAUCGGCCGCGGGGUACCGAUCUUGGCGUGGUCAAUCCGUGGUGAUCAGUUCGACAAUGCAAAACUGGUUGCGAAGCAUCUGAAGAUAGGGCACAUUAUAUCGAAUGAGGAUGGGCGGCAUGGAAAGUUGAAAAGGGAUGAUAUAGCAGCCGGAAUUGAGAAACUUAUGAGUGAUGAAAAGGUACGUAAUCAAGCCAAGGAACUUAGCAAAGAAUUCGAGAGUGGAUUUCCGGUGAGUUCUGUGAAUGGAUUGGGUGCUUUUGUGGAGUUUAUCAGCUCAAAAGCAACAUGAUUGACUUUAUGUAUAUACAUACAUUCAUGUAUGAAUUUCUUCAUCAUUUUUCUCUCAAA
Molecule: messenger RNA, 1723 nt
Organism: Cynara cardunculus var. scolymus (artichoke)
Lineage: Eukaryota; Viridiplantae; Streptophyta; Magnoliopsida; Asterales; Asteraceae
Product: UDP-glycosyltransferase 73C7-like
Exons: 1
Coding region: 117-1664 (515 amino acids)
Molecular function (GO): UDP-glycosyltransferase activity
Source: RefSeq, a predicted model, not a curated record